Alosa sapidissima (American shad) is the source of this 978-nucleotide messenger RNA. Its product is annotated as olfactory receptor 2AT4-like. The record is from RefSeq and is a predicted model, not a curated record. Gene Ontology annotation, cellular component: membrane. Gene Ontology annotation, molecular function: olfactory receptor activity; G protein-coupled receptor activity. Gene Ontology annotation, biological process: G protein-coupled receptor signaling pathway. The transcript has a single exon. Bases 1 to 978 code for a protein of 325 amino acids. Lineage: Eukaryota; Metazoa; Chordata; Actinopteri; Clupeiformes; Clupeidae.
AUGUUACAGGAAACCAACUGGACAACAGUCAAAGACUUUAUUAUUGUGGGCUUUCCAACCCUCCACCCUGAUUAUUAUGGCCUGGUCGCAUUCAUAUUUUGUAUUGUGUAUAUAGUCACAGUUGUAGGGAACUCUGUUCUAGUGGUAACAUUUGUGUAUGUGCCCAGCCUCCAUAAACCUAUGUACAUCAUCAUGUUCAGUUUGGCUCUGUCUGACAUAGGAUUUGGCACUGUUACAUUGCCCAAGAUAAUUGCUCUGUACUGGUUUGGUGAUAAAUUCAUACCCUUUCAUGUGUGCUUCGCACAAAUGUUACUGGUCCAUUUCUUUGGGACUGUGAACUCUUACAUUAUGGGGAUGAUGGCUAUGGAUCGUUACAUAGCCAUAUGUUUUCCUCUUAGAUACCCUAUGGUUAUGACAAAUCGCACCAUGACUAUCCUCAAUUGUGUUGCCUGGGCAAUAUCCUUUAUCACACCUGGCAGCAUGACCUUAUUGAUGUUGAUAUUACCUUAUUGUGGGCCAAACUAUAUCUACCAGUGUUACUGUGAUCAUAAUUCUGUCGUCACACUUUCAUGUGGUGACAACAGUUUUGUAAAGCUGGUUGCCUUUGCACAAGCCAUGGUAGUGCUUCUGAUACCCUUAGCUUUUAUCAUAUACUCCUACAUCCAUAUAAUAGUCAGUGUAGCAAAAAUAUCCACUUCACAGAGCCAGUGGAAAACCUUCUCCACCUGCACCACACAAAUAUGUAUAAUCAGUCUUUACUAUCUGCCACGCUGCACUGUCUAUAUAUUCAACAUGGCUGGACUCUAUAUUGACCUGGAUCUUCGCAUUACACUAAUUCUCUUCUAUAGUCUGUUUCCUCCUCUUGUAAACCCCUUCAUUUACUGCCUCAGAACAAAAGAGAUCAAACAAACACUGGCUCGCUGGUUUAGUGUGAUGAGCCUGGGGAACAAGUCCUCCAUUGUUGCUAUUUCCAGAUGA